Arabis nemorensis is the source of this 456-nucleotide messenger RNA. The record is from the annotation of a GenBank genome assembly. Lineage: Eukaryota; Viridiplantae; Streptophyta; Magnoliopsida; Brassicales; Brassicaceae.
AUGGAUUAUUACUUUUCAGAGAUAACGAAUGCGGGAUUUUUGUAUGCAGUCAAGAAAUUCCCAUUGCUAGAAGAUCUUGAGCUUUCACACUGCUAUAUUGAAGGUUUGGAUUUGAAAGUUGUUGGCCUUUCUUGCCCAAAUCUGAAGACAUUGAAGCUAAACCGCAAGGGUUGGAAGCUCCCGCGCUUGGAGUUCGAUGAUGAUGCCCUAGCAAUCGCUGAAACCAUGCCCAAACUACGUCAUCUCCAGCUUUGUGGGAACAGGCUAACAGACUUUGGCUUGAACGCCAUUCUUGACAACUGUCUUCACCUAGACCACCUUGAUUUGCGCCAAUGUUUCAACAUUGACCUUGUCGGGGAUCUAGAGAAGCGGUGUUUUAAGAGCAUCAAAGAUGUGAGACUCACCUAUGACUCAGCCGCUGGUUACCCAAUUAACUUCGAUGGAAUUGUUGAUUAA